AUGGAUCAGAGUGAGGACACAGAGGAGGGAGCCCCUCCCUCUGAAAUCUCUCUGUGUAAGGAACAUGAAGCUCUGAGGAUGAAGAAGCAGAGACCAGAGUCUCCCGGACCCAGCUGUGUGUCCAUUAAGAGUGACUGGUCUAAAGAUUUUUAUAUUGACUUCAAAGAUGAACCUCCUGCUGAUAACAGAGUUCAGCAGAGCUCAGAGGAUCUCGGUGAUCAGUCAGACCAGCAGCAUCAAACAGACCUGGACUCAAUAUUUAUGCUGCUGGAGGAGAACAUCAUCACCUUUGUGAAGAAGGAGCUGAAGAGAGUCCAGAGGGUUCUGAGAUCAGAUUACCCAGCAUGCUUUGAGGGUCAGAGUGAGGAUGGUGAGGUUUUAGAUGGUGAGGAUGAAGAGCAGAGGAAGAGCAGCAGAGAUGCUUUUCUGAAGAUCACUCUGCACUUCCUGAGGAGAAUGAAGCAGGAGGAGCUGGCCGACUGUCUGCAGAGCAGAUCUUAUGACGCAGUGUGCCAACGUAAACUGAAGUCUAGCCUGAAGGAGAAGUUCCAGUGUGUGUUUGAGGGGAUCGCUAAAGCAGGAAACCCAACCCUUCUGAACCAGAUCUACACAGAGCUCUACAUCACAGAGGGAGAGACUGGAGAGGUCAAUGAUGAACAUGAGGUCAGACAGAUUGAAGCAGCAUCCAGGACACCACACAGAGCAGAAACAACCAUCAGACCAGAAGACAUCUUUAAAGGCUCACCUGGAAGAGAUGAACCAAUCAGAACAGUGCUGACAAAGGGAGUGGCUGGCAUCGGGAAAACUGUCUUAACACAGAAGUUCACUCUGGACUGGGCUGAAGACAAAACCAACCAGGACAUCCAGUUCACAUUUCCCUUCACUUUCAGAGAGCUGAAUGUGCUGAGAGAGAGAACGUUCAGCUUGGUGGAACUUGUUCAUCACUUCUUUACUGAAACCAGAGAAGCAGGACUCUGCAGGUUUGAAGAGUUCCAGGUAGUGUUCAUCUUUGACGGUCUGGAUGAGUGUAGACUUCCUCUGGACUUCCACAACAAUCAGAUCCUGACUGAUGUCACAAAGUCCACUUCAGUGGAUCGUCUGCUGACAAACCUCAUCAGGGGGAACCUGCUCCCCUCUGCUCGCCUCUGGAUAACCACACGACCUGCAGCAGCCAAUCAGAUCCCUCCAUGGUGUGUUGACAUGGUGACAGAGGUCAGAGGGUUCAGUGACCCUCAGAAGGAGGAGUACUUCAGGAAGAGGCUCAGAGACCAGGAACAGGCCAGCAGAAUCAUCUCCCACAUCAAGACAUCCCGAAGCCUCCACAUCAUGUGCCACAUCCCGGUCUUCUGCUGGAUCACUGCUACAGUUCUGGAGGAUGUGCUGAAGACCAGAGAGGGAGGAGAGCUGCCCAGAACCCUGACUGAGAUGUACAUCCACUUCCUGGUGGUUCAGACCAAACGGAAGAGCAUCAAGUACGAUGGAGGAGCUGAGACUGAUCCUCACUGGAGUCCAGAGAGCAGGAAGAUGAUUGAGUCUCUGGGAAAACUGGCCUUUGAGCAGCUGCAGAAAGGAAACCUGAUCUUCUAUGAGUCCGACCUGACAGAGUGUGGCAUCGAGAUCAGAGCAGCCUCAGUGUACUCAGGAGUGUUCACACAGAUCUUCAGAGAGGAGAGAGGACUGUACCAGGACAAGGUGUUCUGCUUCAUCCAUCUGAGCGUUCAGGAGUUUCUGGCUGCUCUUCAUGUCCAUCUGACCUUCACCAAGUCAGGACUCAACCUGAUGUCAGAAGAAGAAACAACGUCCCUGAUGUCAGAAGAAGAACAAACAACCUCCAUGAUGUCUGGAACAAGAGAAAACAAAGCGAGACGUCUCUAUCAGAGUGCUGUGGACCAGGCCUUACAGAGCCCAAAUGGACACCUGGACUUGUUUCUCCGCUUCCUCCUCGGCCUUUUACUAAAGACCAAUCAGAAUCACUUACGAGGUCUGCAGACGCAACCCAGAAGUAGCUCUAAGACUAAAACAGAAACAGUCGAGUACAUCAAGAAGAAGAUCAGUGAGAAUCUGUCUGCAGAGAGAAGCAUCAACCUGUUCCACUGUCUGAAUGAACUGAAUGAUCAAUCUCUAGAGGAGGAGAUCCAAUACUUCAUGAGAUCAGGACAUCUCUCCACAAAUAAACUGUCUCCUGCUCAGUGGUCGGCUCUGGUCUUCAUCUUACUGUCAUCAGAGAAAGAUCUGGACGUGUUUGACCUGAAGAAAUACUCUGCUUCAGAGAAGGCUCUUCUGAGGCUGCUGCCAGUGAUCAAAGCCUCAAAUAAAGCUCUGUUAAGUUCCUGUAGAGUCUCUGAAAGAAGCUGUGAAUCUCUGUCCUCAGUCCUCAGCUCACAGUCAUCUAGUCUGAGAGAGCUGGACCUGAGCAACAACGACCUGCAGGAUUCAGGAGUCAAGCUGCUGUGUGAGGGACUGAAGAGUCCUCACUGUAGACUGGAAACUCUCAGGAUGAGUUCCUGUAACCUCUCAGAGAGAAGCUGUGGAGCUCUGUCCUCAGUCCUCAGCUCACAGUCUUCUAGUCUGAGAGAGCUGGACCUGAGCAACAAUGACCUGCAGGAUUCAGGACUCAAGCUGCUGUGUGAGGGACUGAAGAGUCCUCACUGUAGACUGGAAACUUUCAGGAUGAGUUUCUGUAACCUCUUAAAGAGAAGCUGUGAAGCUCUGUCCUCAGUCCUCAGCUCACUGUCCUCUAGUCUGAGAGAGCUGGACCUGAGCAACAAUGACCUGCAGGAUUCAGGAGUCAAACUGUUGUGUGAGGGACUGAAGAGUCCUCACUGUAGACUGGAAACUCUCAGCUUGUCAGGCUGUCAGAUCAAAGAGGAGGGUUGUGCUUCACUGGCCUCAGCUGUUAGCUUCUCUCGUCUGAGAGACCUGGACCUGAGCUACAAUCAUCCAGGAGAACCUGGAGAGGCGCUGCUGACUGCUCAACUGGAGGAUCCACGCUGCAGGCUACAGACACUGAGGUUGGACCAUGGUGGACCACACAGACUCAGAGCUGGUCUGAAGAAAUACGCCUGUGAGCUGGAACUGGACACAAACACUGUGAACAUAAAACUCACACUGUCUGACACCAAAAGGAAGGUGACAUGGGUGAAGAAGCCUCAGUCAUAUCCUGAUCAUCCAGACAGAUUUGACCCCUGGCCUCAGGUGCUGUGUAUGACUGGUUUGACUGGUCGCUGUUACUGGGAGGUCGAGUGGAGAGGAGAGGUUUCUGUAUCAGUGACUUACAGAGGAAUCAUCAGGAAAGGAAGAAAUGCUAGAUUUUUGUUUGGAGAAAAUGAUCACUCCUGGGCACUACGCUGCUCUGAUUAUAAAGGUUACUCUGUCUGGCACAAUAACAAAGUAACAAACAUCUCCUCCUCCUCUGUCUCUCACAGAGUAGCAGUGUAUGUGGACCAUUCUGCUGGCACUCUGUCUUUCUACAGAGUCUCCUAUGGCACACUGAUCCACCUCCACACCUUCAACACCACAUUCACUGAACCUCUGUAUCCUGGGUUUGGGCUUGGGCCUGGGAUUGGGUUUACGCUCUGGUCUGGUUUCUCGUUGUCUUGGUGUUCUCUGUUGUUUAAAGAAACACUGUUCACUGAAGAUCAGCUGAAUGUGUUCACUCUGUGA
Notolabrus celidotus (New Zealand spotty) is the source of this 3663-nucleotide messenger RNA. RefSeq names its product NACHT, LRR and PYD domains-containing protein 12-like. NCBI's taxonomy places the organism in Eukaryota, Metazoa, Chordata, Actinopteri, Labriformes, Labridae. The transcript is spliced from 11 exons. The record is from RefSeq and is a predicted model, not a curated record. Bases 1 to 3663 code for a protein of 1220 amino acids. Gene Ontology annotation, molecular function: protein binding.